CGACGAAGUCUUAUUCGCUGAAGGCUCCUGGUACGAACCACCCUACUGCCGUGACUACACCCUUCUUGCUGAAGAACAAAUUGAGGCAAACAAGGUGGCAAUUCGAGAAAGAGCAAAACUUCUUGAAUCAGUCCGGAAGGAAAGGGAGUUUGAAAGGUGAUUAUGCGAAGAAUCAGAAAGGAUGCAGAAAAUGUUGAACGACUUCCAAAGAGAGAGACUAGAAGCCGAGGCUAAAGCUGAUGAAUUAGUCAAUGAUCUCUGUAAGGCUAUUGAGCUUAAACGCUCCCUCCAAUCUCAAAAUCAAAUGAGGGAGAUUGAUGCUCAGAAAGAGGUUCUAGAACCUAAGACCAACCCUGAACCAUUCAAUCAACAGGUUCCAGUUCUAGAAGAUUCACCCAGUCCUAGCCAAGUCCCAACCAGCAUAGUCGUACAUGAGGUGGAACCAACUAAGGGACCUGACUCAGAACCACCUUGGCUUAUUCAAGAAAAGAAGGAGGAGGAAGUUUUUCCUAUGGCAAUAAGCGACCAUCUCCUUCAUUGUGUUGAAGACACACCUCCAGAGGAAUCUGUUCUGGAGGAAAUAGAGCCCAUUACCUGCCCCCAAGAUAUCAAUGUCCAAGAGUCCGAGCAGGAAUCUACAGGCAAGGAAAUACUUUGCAUAGAAAAGCCAACUCCGUCUAUAGAAACCUGUGUACGUAAUGCUUCAUCUGAAGACGCAGACCAAACCUUCUUUGACUCCCUACUUGACGGGUGUGACAAUAUCUGCCCGAAGGAUGGUUGGAGCUUAAGGAGUUGGGAUGAACUUAUAAUGAGUGACAUUGAAGACUCAUCCAUGGGGGAAGGCACGGUCAUAAUCAUCAAACCACAAACAGAUAGUGAGCCUGUCGAAGAUAAGGAAGAAAUCAAUUUCGCAAUCAAGAAUCUGGAAGAGCUCCCCUUGCACUCAGGAGAAGCAAAGAAGAAGUUUCUCACUUGGGGAAACACGAAGAUGCUCCAGCCUCCCAUGGUGCUGGACCCUGCCUAUCUGGAUGAACUUGGGCACUGGCAGGACAUAGAUGAAUUGCUGUACGACCCAAAAUGGAGGAUCCUGCUAUUCCUGCAUGCACCAGCCAUCCUGGAAGUCACCAUUGAGUUUCUUUGCUCUCUCCGCUUCCUCAAUGACGGAGAGGAAGUAAAGUCAGCAGUUGAAGUCACCUCCACCACCAAGGUCACGUUCACUCUGAUGGGACGACUGCUGAACCUUACCGUGGCAGACUUAGGGUGGCUGAUUGGUCUUUACACGCUUGAUGAAACGCGGAGCCUGGCCUUCGCUAAUCUGCCCGACCAGUUGGAUCCAGAAUUCGAUGCUAGAAAGUUCUGGCAAGCUCAUGGGCAUGGUCGAUUUCACAGUGGAGCAAGCUUAGCUAGGAAUAAGGCAUGACCGUCUUGGAGGAUUUUGCACCAUGCAUUGGCUCUUAGCUAUUUCGGCCGCUCUCAAGAACCUGACGUUGUGUUUAAUUCCGAUAUGCUAUUUUUCUCGAGUCUGGAAGCUCGCGUUCCAGUCAAUCUAGCGACUUUUGUGGCUCGAUUCCUAUUUGCUCAGUCAACUUGCAACCACCAGUUUGUCUUGUGUGGGCCAAUGGUUACGCUUCUGGCCCGAGGAUUAUGUAUGUCUGUUCCCAAUGUUCUUCCAGAAGCUGCAAGCAUGUUCCAACCACCGACACAGUAUUUGGCCCAGAUUGU
Cuscuta campestris is the source of this 1722-nucleotide messenger RNA. NCBI's taxonomy places the organism in Eukaryota, Viridiplantae, Streptophyta, Magnoliopsida, Solanales, Convolvulaceae. The record is from the annotation of a GenBank genome assembly.